AUGGGGAACUCAUUCAGAAUCGGCUCUGCCUGCGCUCGACAGCUCGCCCAACAUGGGGUCCAUCUGGCGUUGACAUACUCGAGCAAUCUGGCCUCCAUCACAGCGCUCGUCAACGACGAACUGAAACCCGCGCAUCCGGACCUGCGCAUCUCGAUCCACCAGGUGGACGUCUCUUCCGCCGAGCAGAUCGAGAAGAUGUUCACCGAGAUCGACGCGCAACACGGGCAGCGACCGGACAUCCUGGUCUCGAACGCGGGGUACGGCAAGCGCGUCCCCAACGUGUGGGACAUCAGCCUGGAGGAGUUCGAUUACACCAUCACCGUCAACCUCCGCGCGUCGUUUAUCCUCGUCAAGGGGGUAGUCGAGCACAUGAAGGCGCAACGAUGGGGACGGAUCGUGUUCAUGUCGUCGAUUGCGGGGUAUGGUGGAGGGAUUAACGGAUGUCGUAAGCACCCUCCCAGUCCCAAAAAAAAUAAAAAGGGAAAAAGAAAGAAAAAAAAUCUAACAUGUGUUAUGUAA
Molecule: messenger RNA, 519 nt
Organism: Rasamsonia emersonii CBS 393.64
Lineage: Eukaryota; Fungi; Ascomycota; Eurotiomycetes; Eurotiales; Trichocomaceae
Product: 3-ketoacyl-acyl carrier protein reductase
Exons: 1
Coding region: 1-519 (172 amino acids)
Source: RefSeq, a predicted model, not a curated record